Molecule: messenger RNA, 1551 nt
Organism: Trifolium pratense (red clover)
Lineage: Eukaryota; Viridiplantae; Streptophyta; Magnoliopsida; Fabales; Fabaceae
Product: polycystic kidney disease protein 1-like 3
Exons: 4
Coding region: 1-1551 (516 amino acids)
Biological process (GO): response to abscisic acid
Source: RefSeq, a predicted model, not a curated record
AUGGCUCAACUCGAACGUCCUCAAAGUCAGAGAUAUGUUGAUGGUUCAAAAAAUCCUGCUACCAUCCAAACCAUGGAACAACUCCUCAGAGGAGAAGCCUCAAAGUCAUCAAAGUCAAAGUUGUCACCGAGCAAAUCCUCCUCUUCCUCAGCCUGUUCUUCCCCAUCCUCUCCUUUCUUCCAGAGGUUGAGGCACCAUGACACAGAAGAAGACCAUGGCCAGAAUCAGAAGAAAUCAGUUAUGACCAAAGUGAAGGAAAAAGCCAAGAAGUUACGCCACAGCCUCAGCAAGAAAAGACACGAGGACUGGAAUCCUAUUAGUCCCUCUUCAGGUUCUGGGCAAGAAGGCGAUGGAGCAGAAGAAGAUGCUGAAUGUCGUGGAGCUCCAAUGUAUGAAUCCGAGAAGGCGCCUGAAGGAUACAACGGAUAUGUAAGACAGCAUUCAAGAAUGAGUCCAAAAUCCCCACAGAAGCAUGUUCUGUCAAAUAAUGAGAAACUUGGGUUAGAACAAGCUAGAGAAAAGACACUAAAUCGUUCGCUGUCGAAGAAAACAACACAACCAGCUGCAGCUCCUGCUGCUACAGCUGCUACUACACCCUCUGGUCCAAGCAAGAUACUGACCAAACCCGUAGCCGAGAAGAAUCUGACACCAGCAUAUGCUGAAGGAUCAGAAACAGCUCAGUAUAUAACCUCGAAAUUUCAAGGUCUCUCAGUUUCCAAACCUGGAGAGCACCACAGUUCAUCAACAACAGCUGCAACAACUCAUAAACCUUCGUCGUUGACCAUUCGUGCUUCACGUACUCCUCCAGCUAAGAUGCCCUCUCAAACAGGUCAGAGUACUCCUCGAGCUUCGUCAAAUCCGAUGGGAACUCCAACACCUUCGCCACCCGCGUCUGCUCCACCGAUUGCGAGCAGUACUAGCCCCACCUCACAAAUAUGGGAUAAGGGUGUUUCGGUGAAGGAAUACUUGAUGAACAAAUUUGAGCCAGGUGAAGAUGAGAAAGCUCUCUCGAAAGUGAUAUCGGAAGCAAUGAGUCCUAGGAGAAAUCCCGGUGAUGUGGGCGUGAUUGAGAAGGUGAGAGAAGCUGUAACCUCUUUGCUCCGAACUGAGGAACCAACAAAACCUGAAGACACAAACACAACCAAUACUACCCAUACACCAUCCCAAGUCUCAGCAUCUACCAGCACUACUCGUACACCGUCCCAAGUCUCAGCAUCUACCAGCACUACUCGCGCACCAUCCCAAGUGUCAGCAUCUACCACCACUACUCGCGGACCAUCCCAAAUCUCAGCAUCUAGCACCACUACUCGCUCACCAUCCCAAGUCUCAGCAUCUACCAGCACUACUCGCACACCAUCCCAACUCUCUGCAUCUACCAGCACUACUCACGCACCAUCCCAAGUCUCAGCAUCUACCAGCACUACUCGCGCACCAUCCCAAGUCUCAGUAUCUACCAGCACUACUCGCGCACCAUCUCGAAUCCCUGUAUCUUUCAACGCUCAAGAAGCAGUUCAGGAAGAAAACCAUGGCAGGAUUCUUCAGGCAAAUUGA